Molecule: messenger RNA, 2031 nt
Organism: Coccinella septempunctata (seven-spotted ladybird)
Lineage: Eukaryota; Metazoa; Arthropoda; Insecta; Coleoptera; Coccinellidae
Product: 4-coumarate--CoA ligase-like
Exons: 8
Coding region: 149-1954 (601 amino acids)
Biological process (GO): fatty-acyl-CoA biosynthetic process; long-chain fatty acid metabolic process
Molecular function (GO): long-chain fatty acid-CoA ligase activity
Source: RefSeq, a predicted model, not a curated record
UUUGGAUAAUAGCUGAACUUACGAUCGCUGUUAAUAAACCUAAUUUAUCAGACUCUAGCUUUGGUGAUCCCUCUGCAUUGUUCGAACUCUAUCAAUAGCGGAAUAAGGAAUAACAGUGUCAACUUUACGACUUCACGCAGACACAACAAUGUCGAGAAUAAUUAUAAAUACAUUGAGGAUACCAAGAAAGAUACAGCAUAUCAGAACUAUUUCUACAAUACCACGAAAUUUCACAAAAUGUCAACGAAAAGCAUUUCAUCAUGGGAAAGAAGUUGCCAGUUUCUUCCAGAGAGCACAUCACUGUUCCCCUAAUCCAGAUACGAACCAACCAGGAGAUUUGAUUGUUGAAUCCCCCUUCAAAGGUGACCCAAUACCUAACGAAAACCUGGUUGAAUACAUUUUAAAUGAUUUAGAUGAGCAAGCCAUGGAGUAUGAUUCUUUGACCUGCGGAUCAACCGGAAGAUCUUAUAAUUAUGGAAUGAUCAACAUGCUGAUCCAUAAAUUCGCUCAGGCGGUGAUAGAACAUUGCCAAAUGAAGCCGAGAGAGGUGAUUGGUUUGCUUCUUCCCAACAUUCCGGAAUAUGUGAUAGUUUGUCAUGGUGCGAUGAAAGCAGGCCUUCCUGUGACAUUUGUCAAUCCUUUGUACACGCCAAAUGAGAUAAAGAGACAGUUUCAAAACGCAGAAGUAAAGCUGAUAGCUACAGUACCCCAGCUCUUGGACGUAGCGUUGGAGGUGGGCUCUGAACUGAUCGGUUACAGGGGCACAGUUUGCGUUGGAGGAGAUGACGAUCUAGGAAAAAGAGUUUUUGGACUGAGGAGUCUCUUGACAGCAGAUUAUGAAGUGGAACUGCCAGGAAUAAACCCCAGAGAAUUGGCCAUCAUACCCUAUUCUAGUGGAACAACUGGUGUACCCAAAGGUGUGAUGCUAUCCCACCACAAUCUGGUAUCGAAUAUGAUCCAAGUUCUACAUCCGAAUAUUAGAAUAGAUAACGAUCCAGAAUCCCCAUCAACAAUCUUCACAGUUCUGCCAUUCUUCCAUAUAUUCGGAUUCAACGCUAUACUCAACCUGAGCCUUAAGCUCCGAUUACACGUGGUCACCCUUCCCAGAUUUUCACCAGAAGAAUACCUCAAUUGUUUGUCCACCUACAAGCCUAAAGUUCUUUUUGUGGUACCAUCCUUGGUAACUUUCUUGACGGAAAACAGCAACGUUGUGAAAGAACACUUGUCCAGCGUCGAAAAUAUUGAAUCUGGCGCUGCCCCAUUAUCAUCAGGAUUGAUGCAAAGGUUCAGGAAUAAAUUUGGCGAACAGAUUAAAGUGAGGCAAGGCUAUGGUAUGACAGAAAGUUCACCAGUAACUUUAAUCAAUCCAAAAACUCCUUUGACGACAAAACACAACUCAAUAGGUGUACUUGUACCUGAUACAUUUGCCAGGAUAGUCGAUCUCUCCACUGGGGACACUCUAGGACCAAAUAAACCCGGAGAAUUGCAAGUUAAAGGGCCUCAAAUAAUGAUGGGAUAUCUGAAUAAUGAAAAAGCUACAAGGGAAACUGUUGAUGAAGAAGGUUGGCUACAUACAGGAGAUGUUGCUUAUUACGAUGAUGACAAAUACUUUUAUAUAAUAGAUAGGUGUAAGGAACUUAUAAAAGUUAAAGGAAACCAGGUUUCACCGACGGAAUUGGAAAAUCUUCUUCUAGAAAUACCAGACAUAUCCGAUGCAGCUGUAGUGGGCAUUCCCGAUGCAUUAGCUGAUGAGAUUCCAAGAGCGUUCAUUGUUAAGAAAGAAGGAUCUGAGUUGACCGAUAAAGAUGUACUGAAAUAUGUGAACGCUAGGGUAGUUCAUUAUAAAAAAUUAGCUGGUGGUGUUGUAUUUUUGGACGUUAUUCCUAGAAAUCCAAGUGGAAAAAUCUUAAGGAAUGAACUCAAAACGAACGAAUGUAAAUAUGUGAAAAAUUGAGAAUACCUAUGUUUAAGUUUAUUUUAUAGCGAAAUUUGUAAGUUUUACUAUUUAACCGAAUAAAAGUUUUAACCUUU